AAAGAGCGCGUCUGAGACUCAGUUUCCGCCUUAGUUCAAUUGCGAGGGAGUCUGGGACAAGUGAGCAAGCACAAACUCUCCAAGUCUAGAACCCGACACUUGCCCGACACUUGGCACUCUUUCACUCAACGUCCGGACUAGCUGUCGAGUUCCUCAGUGCAGCCUCAGUUAGCACUACGAGUACGUGAGUGCAGCAGCUCGAUAUCAACAGAGGAGUCCAAAAUUGAAGUUUAUUCAACGCAGCUACAGCUUCACUCGCUCUGUCUUCACAAUUGCCGGAAACAUUGUUUAUUCUUCACAGGUUAGCUUACUUCUCCGAUCGUCAUGGGCAUCGGUGGGUCUAAGGCGGCGCAUUUCACUGGGAAUUUCCCCAGCUUCAAGCGCGCCAGGAAGCUGAGCUCCAAAGUUGCGCACGCCAUGAUCAGCCGAUCGAAGUCCGUGGACAGCCGCUUCGCGCACAUCCCCGACUCGGGACGCUUCUCCGUCGAGUCGUACCCGCUCUCGUUCCCGCGAUCCGCGUCGGAUAUAAUGACGGCUUAUCCUCGGUCGGAGUCGGAUAAGAUUACGGCUUAUCCGCGAUCGGAGUCGGAAAAUUUAGCGGAGCCGUACCCUCGAUCGGUAUCGGACAAGAUUAUGGAUCCCUCUCCUCGAUCGGAGGCCUACUACCCGCGAUCCGAUUCGGAUAAGUUAAUGGAGCCGUAUCCGCGAUCCGAGUCGGAUAGAAUUAUUGAGGCGUACAGCGCCACGGACUGCAGCUCGCCGUGCACGCCGCGGCUGCUGCUGGAGUGGCAGCACCGCAUCGGGGACGACUACUUCGACGAGGCGCUCGAAAUGGAGUUUUUCGAGCGCGAUAACGAGGCCGAUAACAGCGAGUACGAGGGGAGCGGAGGCAAUCCGGGCAACGACGGGUGCAACGCGUGCACCGGCGCUGAAACGACGGGCUCGGGGAGGGAAUACGCGAAGGGGUGCUCCGCUGCGCCGGUUUCAGUCUUGGCGAUGCGAUCGGAAGCCGUUGCUGAGGAUCGGCGAGUUAUCGUGAAUCGGAUGCUUGGCUCGGUGCCGUCGUACGUCGUCGUCCAGUCGUAACGGCUCACGGGCGACAGGCGACAGAAGCCGCAGCAGCGUUGCAGCCGUCUGAGGUGCGUGUUCCAAAAGGGACCGACUCCUCCGCGACAGACGCCGAGGAAUCGCAGCAACGUCGCAACUGUCGCAACUGUCGCAGAAACGCUGAUUCUUGAGAGGCGCGUGUUCCAAAAGGAACUGACUCCUCCGCCUCCGUUGCUUGCGCCAGGACUUCUGUCCCGGCGCUUCUUACUAACAGAGUGUGCUACUAACGCAGGAUCAUGUGCUACUGGCUCAGUAACGUGUGCGACUGACAUAAGGGCAUGUGAUACUAACACUUCAUCAGGUCCUGCUGUCACACGCAUAGAGGUUGUUUACAUGCAGGGGGGGCUAGGGCUUGGAAGUUAGGGGUUUUUUAUCUAGGGGAUUUUUCUGGCCAAGGCUCUUACCAGUCCGUGCAAGGACCCUACGUGCAUGGAGCUGCUGUCAAAAUAGGGAGGCAUGUAGCCAUGAAAUA
Closterium sp. NIES-67 is the source of this 1579-nucleotide messenger RNA. NCBI's taxonomy places the organism in Eukaryota, Viridiplantae, Streptophyta, Zygnematophyceae, Desmidiales, Closteriaceae. The record is from the annotation of a GenBank genome assembly.